Molecule: messenger RNA, 1524 nt
Organism: Rosa rugosa (rugosa rose)
Lineage: Eukaryota; Viridiplantae; Streptophyta; Magnoliopsida; Rosales; Rosaceae
Exons: 3
Coding region: 1-1524 (507 amino acids)
Biological process (GO): DNA-templated transcription; viral RNA genome replication
Molecular function (GO): RNA binding; RNA-directed RNA polymerase activity
Source: RefSeq, a predicted model, not a curated record
AUGGACCACCGAUGGCGGAAUCUUCGACAAGGACUAAUAAAGCUUCAUGAAGACGAUCAUCAUGUUCCAUCGUCGCAACAGACAAUCGGCGACGAAAAAACAAAGAUUUUUGUGGAUGAAUAUGCUGCAGCAGCCAUCAACCGUGUAGUAACAUGUUUAUGUGUCUCUAGCCUCGGCCAUAAUCUGGAUGCAUGGCCCAGGUUCUUCUACAGUUUGGAUACCCACGUCAACGCAGUGCUCAAGUAUGAUCGACCAAAGCUUAAUCCCCCCACAGAUGAAGCUUGGCUAAAAGUCACUCAUCAUUGCAGAUUGUCGCCGCUCAUUGUAGGACUAUGUUUGCGAGAAUGGGUAAAGUCCGAGCACUUCCUCACCGGCCGAGACAUCGACAAUGUCCAAUGGGUGCGUUCCUCGGCAGCCGGAUAUGGCUACCGAGGCUUAAAAGGUCAGGGAGAAAGCUUCUCUUUAGCAAGAAACAAAGCACUUACGAUCGUUGAGACUCUAAGCUGUGACCAAGAUUAUGCUCGACGAGCUCUUGAAGACUCUACACCUGACAUGGCUUUCUCUCGAGCUCAGCUAAGCCAAAUGAAAGUUAAGAGAAAGGUCAAGCCCGUUUGGGGAGAAGCAUUUCAUUAUGCUCUUUUAGAAGGACUGUUUGCUGACCCAUUGAUACGCCAUUUCUUGCAGACUAAUGAUGUUCAAGAUUCAUUCUACUGCAUUGGUCAUAUGCCCUUGCUAUCACCUCCAGGCUCUGUAAGUAGCAAAUUACAUGACCACGACUACGUCUACAUGUUAGAUUGGACCGACUUUGAGGCUUCAGUCCAAGAAUGGGAGAUCCGUUUCGCCUUUGAGCUACUUGAGACGUUGUUGAUAUUUCCAUCGCAUGUUGAUUUUCACAUUUGGCGGUUCAUUGUUGAGUUGUUCAUCUACAGAAAGAUUGUCACCCCGAACGGAGACGUGUACUUAAAAACACAAGGAAUACCAUUCGGUAGUUGCUUUACAACCAUUAUCGGAAGCAUCACGAACUAUGUUCGUGUUCAAUACUUAUUCAUGCGUUCAAGUGGUUCUUUGGCCACGGUUUUCACUUAUGGGGAUGACAGCCUCAUCGGAGUUAAAGAUGAGCAGUACACUUCAUUUCCGAUGGACAAUUUCAAUCCCAUUUGCGAUGAGUUCAGUUGGAGAAUUGGUGUGUUUAAAUCAUCAUAUGAAGAUCAUAUUAACAGCUUUUUGCUCAUGAACGUUGAGAGAAGACAACGAGAUAGAGAUGUACUUGCGUGCUUGAGGAUGUUGAUGUUUCCCGAGUAUGAAGUAGAAAGUGGGGAGAUAUCAGUUAAACGAGCGCGUUCGAUAUGGGUUGACUCGAGGAUUUCUCCGGGUAUGUACUCGGGGAUUAGGCCGGACUACUUGUUUGAGAUAUACAAAAGCCUAAAGAUUAGGUAUGGAUCUUCAAAUGCCGGACAUGUCCAUAUAGAGGAUGGAGGUGGUGGCCGAGCGAGCAUGGUGAGAACUGAGAAGCAUUUGGUGUAA